CAGCUAGCCCGGUGCUCGCCUCGCCCUCGGCCGUUAGCAGCGCUGUUUCCUCCCUACGUCUCGGGAAGAAACCGCGGGGGGAAAGGCGCAGUGCAGCCUAGUGGAGGUGGAGUCUGUCGGUGGGGAGGGAGAAGAAAGGGGAGAGGAGGAAAACGGCAAGAAGGCAGAUAUAUAACAGAAAAGGGGGGAGGACGGUGGAUGAUUUACGCUUUAAGAAUAGCAUCACAGCCAAUUAAAAAGUUGCUCAGAAGAGGAUUUGAACAAGAUGAUAGCGCCUUACUUCCUAGAAAAUUUCUGGGGAGAAAAAAACAAUGGCUUCGAUGUGUUGUAUCAUAAUAUGAAGCAUGGGCAAAUUUCCACCAAGGAGCUGUCAGACUUCAUUAGAGAAAGGAGUACCAUAGAAGAGUCCUACGCUCGGUCGAUGACCAAACUUGCCAAAUCAGCUGGAAACUUCUCUCAGCUUGGGACAUUUGCUCCAAUGUGGGACAUAUUCAAGAGUUCAACAGAGAAGCUUGCUGGUUGUCACUUAGAGCUGGUGAAGAAACUACAAGAACUUAUAAAAGAAGUACAGAAGUAUGUGGAAGAGCAGGCCAAAGCACACAAGAAGACGAAAGAGGAAGUAGCACCAACCCUGGAAGCCGUCCAGAACAUACAGUCCAUCUCCCAGGCACUCCAGAAGUCUAAGGAGAUCUACAAUGCCAAAACGGUGGAGCAGGAGCGCCUCCGCAAAGAGGGGGCCACCCAGAGAGAUGUGGACAAGGCUGGAGUGAAAGCCAAAAAAGCCACGGAGACCUACAAGUCCUACGUGGAGAAAUACGCCACAGCCAAGUCUGAGUUUGAACAGAAGAUGGCAGAAACUGCGCAGAAAUUCCAAGACAUAGAAGAAAACCACGUCCUCCAAAUGAAAGAGAUCAUUCGGUCGUACUCGCAGUCGGUGGAGGAAACGCACAUUCAGAUAGGGGAGGUCCACAGCGAGUUUGUGAGAAACAUCGAGAACACGUCGCUGGAGAGUUUAAUACAGAAAUUGGCCGAGAGCAAAGGAACGGGCAAAGAGGGGCCAGGACCCAUUGACUUUGAGGAGUGCAACACAGCCAUUGCAACAGAAGGUGCCAAACCCAGAAAGCGAAAACCGUUUGGCAUUCCAGGCCGCAGGAAAGAUAAAGACACGGACUCCACGGAGUCCACAGAGGUUGAAGCUAACACUGCCAACGGUGCUCCCCCAGGAUAUUAUGGCUCUAUAGACAUCCAGAAUGCUAAUGUGCCUCGGGUUGAUGCAGAGGGCUUCUGCAUCAGACCAGAAGUGAACGAAAACGAUGCCAAAGACAAUUCCUUCUACUCCUCCAGUGAGUCGGAGGACGAAGAAGAGCCCAAGAAGUUUCACGUGCAGAUCAAACCUGUUCAGCCGAACAACGGCAUCCAUCAGAACCGAGCCAACAUCGACGAGCUCAAGGCGUCCAUCGGAAACAUCAUCCUGUCACCGUCCACCUCGGGACAGAUGCGGAGGAACGCGUCCAGUGAUGAACUAGCAAAAUCUAGAGCGCCGUACGAACUGACGAACAACGACCUCCUGUCUCUGGAUCCGUUGAGCCCCGCUUUGCCAGUCGGAUCCUCCUCCUCUGUGUCGUCAGCAGCAGACUUGGCUUCUGUCCUCCUUUCAAUCCCUCCAUCUCCACCUUUUGUGAUGAGUGACUCUGACGUCUUUCUGCCUGAGGCACCAGUCGACUCAGCGCCACAGAGCAGCUGCUGUGCUCCUUUGGCAGAACGCCAGCAAUCGAGAGAUAUCUCUUUCUCCUCGUCCACAUCCUCUCCGUGGGAUUCACCUGAAAACCCACUCCAACCUCUCAAGCCUGCCAUGGCGAGAGCCCAGAGCGCCCCCAUCACCCAGCCUACCGAGCCAGUUGACCCCGUCCAAAGCAUGGCUGCUGCCGGCCCUCCGAAGAGCGAGGAGGGCGUCUCCUGGUCACAGAGCCAGUGGAUUGCUUUUGGUGAUAACUUUGCCCCGCCUUGCCGUCGUGGCUCGGGUUCAUCCGUGUUGGAGCUCCAGAGGGUUCAGGCAGGCAUCAGCAGGUCAAGCCGCUUCCUGUCAGAAGACUCUGCAGACGUCUACAGCAGAGCGACGAGGUGCAGCGAGGACAGCAGCCUCAGUUUCACCGAUGUCUUCGCUGAUAAGGCUACAGCUCCAUCCAACAAAAUGUUCACUGGUAACAAUGAUCCUGGCUCUCAAGACGCGUGUUAUGCUCGAGGGUUGCCAUUACCGAACAGACCCACGACCCCCCUGGCAGCUGGAGCCCUUGUUCCUCCACCACGACCCUCCUCCAGGCCCAAAGUUCCCACCGGAAAACUCACAGGGAUCAAUGAAAUUGUACGACCAUUCAGCCCACAGAAAGCAACUAACGCCAGCCCUCCUCCAACUGCACCACUCGCCCGGGCUGAGAGUUCCUCCUCUUUGUCUUCAAAUGCGUCACUCAGCGCCGGCAACACUCCCACCGUUGGACCUGAACACACUUUUGCUUCCCACUUUUGCUUCCUAGAGCCAGAGCUCUUCACCUUCCAACCUCCUUUCCUUCUAGGCCCGAAGGAUGACGUGUUCAUAGCGAAGCUGCCCACCUUUGAGAAGCUGUGUGAAACACCAGCAGGAACGUCUCGCGGUCCCAGCCCUGUGACCUUGGCAUCCCAGGAUGCUUUGCCCAUUGCCGUUGCCUUCACAGAGUCGGUUAAUGCAUACUUCAAAGGAGCCGAUCCCACUAAGUGCAUUGUGAAGAUCACAGGAGACAUGACGUUGUCGUUCCCUAUGGGCAUCAUCAAGGUGUUCACCACCAACCCGUCUCCAGCCACCCUGACCUUCAAACUGAAGAACACCAGCAGGCUGGAGCAGAUCUUACCCAACCAGCAGCUUUUAUUCAGUGAUUCAUCCCAAAGCGACUCAAACUCCAAGGACUUCUGGUUCAACAUGCAAGCUCUGACGUCCUACCUCAGAAAAGCCUCUGAACAGAAUCCUUCAGCUUCCUACUAUAACGUAGACAUCCUCAAAUACCAGGUGCAGUCUGAUGGGAUCCACUCAACUCCCCUCAACCUGGCUGUUUACUGGAAGUGUUUAUCAAGUACCACAGAGCUGCGGGUGGACUACAGCUACAACCCCGAGUCCAUGGCCUCACCCGGCCCACUCUCCAACGUGCAGGUGCUAGUGCACGUCGACGGAGGAGUCACCAACAUGCACUCUCUGCCUAACUCCAUAUGGAAUUUGGAGCAGAAUAAGUGUCUCUGGAAACUGAGCGACAUCUCGGAAAAAUCUGAAAAUGAAGGUGCUGGCUCGCUGAGGGCCAAGUUCGACGUCUCAGACGGCCCGUCGAGCCCGUCCACGCUGGCGGUGCAGUUCAUGAAUGAUGGCAGCACCUUGUCGGGAGUGGACAUGGAGCUGCAGGGAUCCGGAUACAGACUUUCUCUCAACAAGAAGCGAUUUGCUACAGGACGCUACAUGGCAGACUGCUGAGGUGAUCCACCCCCAUUAUUUCCCAUCAAAGAAAAAAUCCCGCUCGGCACAAAGCUUUGGAAACGCCGCGAAGCCUCCGGGAUCCAUCGGAGCCACCGUCUGCCUCGGUUUGACCCAGGGAGUAGCACGGCUCUCACUACAGUAACACAGCACUGAGUUCUGAACACUGUUAAAAAAUAAAACUAAGAUGAGCUUUCAGAGAAAAAAAUAAGUGUAGAUAUGAAGUCUUAUGAUGCUUUCUGAUCAAUUCAUCGUUGUACAGUCAGAGAUUAUUGAUUAGCCAUAAAUUUAUAUUGUAUUUGAAAUCAUAAAAAAGAAGAAAAAAAUGCACUAACACCUUUCAGAAGCUCUUUUUCUCUCGUGUUUAUGUCUAACAGCCUAAGCAGAAUACAAAGCCGUCUCUGGGUGGACAAAAAGAAAAUCUAUCUACUUUCUUUCCUCUAAACUGUAAAAGGAUGUCAGAAUCUUCUGUUUAAUCGGCUCCGACUCAACUCGUGAAUCAGCCUCCUUUAUGGUUGUUUGUCUUUUUGUGAUCUGGGAAGCAAUGAAAGUAGAAUCCGUCUUUAACGCUGCUCUCACACUCACGGCACAAGCUCCAUCUUGUUAAAGCGCUCGUAAAAAUACAAAAAAGCUGACCUGAGUGCCUCCUCUUGUAACUGUGGAACAAACUCCAAAAGGAAAGUUUAGAAAUGCAGAAACCGUGCUUUCAGACUGGAGUCCUCUCACCCAUCACCUCUAGUGGGGCUCACAGUGCUUUCAUAGGUUACUUCUACCGUUCUGACUUUUUAACCAAAACUUUGAAUGUAAAACAUUUUGUCAAAAAUACUGCAAGAAGAAGAAAUGGAGGCAUCACGACAAGAUCACUUGUAUUUCCGUGCGAUGUUGAUGAGAAACGUGCCUAAAUUUGAUCUUUUCUCUGUUUUUUAAAACUUGUAUCCAGCUGCACAGUUAACAGGACGAGCACCUACCGUUGUCCGAUUUUACUCCCAUUUAGACGUUAAAGGGAAAAUGUCUGUCUUCCAGAAACAAAUGAGUCUUCUUUGCAUUUAUUUUUAUUUUUUGACCGAGUUCCUUGUUUUUUUAUUUUGUUUGAUGUCUGUCAUUUUCCUGCUGUCACCAUGUUUCAGGCGGUGUUACAGUUUCACCGUAAGGCCAAAUUACUGAUUCAAAUGCCUUAUUGUGGCUCCUCAGCACUGAGUAAUCCAGUGUUGACUUUGGAGGGCUUUUACUCACCUGUCCUGCCUCUCACCCAGUGCAUUCUGGGACAGCCUUCACACUUUCAGCAACAAAAAAGCAGCUAAAGUAGCCAUGUUUGACUCUUGGUGCUUUGAUAUUCUCGUUUCUAAUCAAGGGCUCCUGAUUCAGAGGCUGUUUUUUUUUUACUAUUGUGGGAAAUUUUUAUUCCAUUGAUUAAAUUCAUGUGAUCGUCUUGAAUUUGGUUGAUUAGUAAAGUUUUUGUACGUUCUGGCCUAAUAAUGUCCCAGAUUAAAAAGGUUUGUGUUCAUUAGGCCAAUUUUAUGUCCUCGUAGCUAAAUAACAAAAUAUCAGGACAUUUUAGUUCUAACUGAUUUAUGUGUAAUUUAAAUUUUGCCAGCUGUCUAAAUUUUAAGCUAGAAGAAAUAUGUUUUUAAUAUUUGAUGUGAUUCCCUUUUAUAAAAAAACCUUUAUAUUAUUUUAUCAGCAAACACCUAAAGUCCUAAAAGGAAACAGUCUUUGAUUUUAUUAAUUGUAUUUCUGUUUUUCUGAAAUUUUUAAGAUAGUUGAUAAAGUUUUUUCAAGAAAUUCAGAAUUUGUAGUUUGUGUGCAUUAAAACAUCAGCUAACCUGUAGCUUUUUAUUUUCUGUAAAUUAUUUGUUUGUUUUUUUCCAUCAAACAAAGCAUCAGAUGUGUAGAAAUGAGGACACAGGUCCUGUGACUGUAUUCCAUUGUAGCAAGCUGGUUCUUGCUGUGCCUAAAAAAAAACAACUUUCGAAACUAUUUUUUAAAAGGGUUCCUGCAGCCAUCCUCCCCUUUCUACCUUUUCUAUCCCGGGUUUAAACAGUGUAACAUUCUGUAAAUGAUUCUCACAUUUUUACCAAUAUUUCUGCCAUUUCUGUCUAUUUUAUGAUUUCUAAUUGUGUCUGUAUUAAAUAUGUAAUAUAUGAAUAUAUACAAAUAUAUGAACAACAACUUAAA
Messenger RNA from Nothobranchius furzeri (turquoise killifish), 5665 nucleotides. Lineage: Eukaryota; Metazoa; Chordata; Actinopteri; Cyprinodontiformes; Nothobranchiidae. The record is from RefSeq and is a predicted model, not a curated record.